Stylonychia lemnae is the source of this 1257-nucleotide messenger RNA. NCBI's taxonomy places the organism in Eukaryota, Ciliophora, Spirotrichea, Sporadotrichida, Oxytrichidae. The record is from the annotation of a GenBank genome assembly.
AUGGAAUUAAUUCAAGAUUCUUAUUCUGAUAAAGAUGGAUCCUCAUCGUAUGAAUCCUUUAUAAUAGAAAGCGAAACAUAGGAAAUAUUACCAAUAGAAGAGAAAUUAGAGUCUAAAAAAGACGAGGGAGUUUACAGUUUCUUGGAUAUGAAUAAAAACACAAGAUUUACAAGCCAAUCAUUGGGAAGUAUUUUAGGCGCUUUUAUUGGUGAUGCUGCUGGUGCUCAUGUUGAAUUCUUUAGCAAAGUAAAUGAUAGUUAGCUAGAAGAUGCUAUGAAUUUGGUUGGUGGUGGACCUCACAGAAUAGCUUCUGGGCAAAUAACUGAUGAUUCUGAAUUAGCUUUAUGUAUAUUCCAUGCUCUGCUGAAAUCAUAAGGUCUGCUAAAUUUAGAUGAAAUAGCUAAGAUGAACAUUAAGUGGAUUAGUACUAGACCAUUUGAUAUAGGAUUCACUACAAAGACUGCAUUUACUCCCUUAAUUUUUAAUGCAAAAGGUAUAUUCGAGUAAGUGAAAUCAAACAAUCAAAGCUCCUAAAGCAAUGGAUGCAUAAUGAGGGUAACUCCGUUUGCUGUUUGGGCAUCAUAGUUAUCAAACUAAGAUCUGUAUAAAGCUGUGUAUCUUUAAACCUAUAUGACUCAUUGCCAUUAAUUGGCGAUAGAUUCUACUUACCUAUACUGCUUGGCAAUAAAACUUAUUUUGAAUGGAUUGAAGGAUAGAAAGAUAAUAUUUGAUACUGUAAAGGAGGAAGCCUUUUUCAGAAACUAGUUUAUAUUGUGUGAAUGGCUUGAAGAAGCUUAGCAGUUUAAUUUACCAUAGACAACGAUUAAUGACGGAUGGUUAAAAAUAGCCUUUAUUUACUCCUUCCACUAUCUAAUAAGCGGUUCAGACUAUAAGUAAUCUUUAAGAUCUAUAAUAUAAAAGGGAGGAGAUACUGAUACAAAUGCUGCUAUAGUUGGAGGAUUAAUUGGUGCGUUUAAUCAAAUCUAAGAUAUUGAUCCCACAAUGGUAAGAAAAGUAAUGAAUUUAAGAUUCAAUAGCGAAAUGAUAUAUCAAUCUGAUUAUGAUGAGAGAAAGUUUGGUAUUAAAAGGCCAGACUUUCUUGUGCCAGGACUUUCUUUAACUUCAACCAAUCUUUAUGAAUUUUUCAGAUUCAUUCCUAAAGAGUUAAAAGUAAUAUUUUAAGGAAAAUUAUAUGAGGGAAAUUAAGUUGAUGAUUUGAUAAAAUAAUAUCCUCUAUUCAAUUAAUCAAACGAUUGA